Hermetia illucens (black soldier fly) is the source of this 5751-nucleotide messenger RNA. Its product is annotated as Kv channel-interacting protein 4. The record is from RefSeq and is a predicted model, not a curated record. The transcript is spliced from 6 exons. Gene Ontology annotation, molecular function: calcium ion binding. The coding region runs from base 1579 to 2604 and encodes 341 amino acids. Lineage: Eukaryota; Metazoa; Arthropoda; Insecta; Diptera; Stratiomyidae.
UUCAAUCCGAAAUGACGCUAGAUUUUCCACGAAACUUGCGCCGAUUCUAAUUAAGUCAAGCAGCCUCUCCCUGCCUGCGAAAAUACUUAAUAUGUUCUUUUCCUAUAUUUAGGUUGGGAAAGUGAGUGCUAAAUUUAGAUUGCAGAAAUAUUUAAUAUUUUGUCGCUAGUGCAUGCCUGGAGUCGCAUCAUUUUCGCGAAUGUGAAUUGAGAAAAAUCCGAAUGUGAGAUUCAAAGAUAGUGUCAGUGAUGUGAAGCGAUAGUAUUCGGUGCCACCUGCUGAAGGGUUGAAUUUGAUUUGAGUUGUGAUUGUAGUUUGUGGGCCCUACGUGGAAUUAACGUAAUUUAGAAAAAAAAUGAAGGGAGAGAAGCUGCCGCCUGUAUGUCUGAACCAUAUGUAUUCUGCAAACAAUAUUUUCGGUACCUGCAAUUCAUCGAGUUAAUGCGGUUAUAGAUACGGUUAUUACAAAAACCUGCACUCGAUGUGGUUCAAGUUUUUGUUCAAUAUGUAGUGAAGCUUCAUUGUUGCAAAAAGUUAAAUGUUUAUGAUUGAAUCGAAAUCAUCCGGCUUGUUCAGUGUAGCGUGUGAAAAUACUUUGAGGCUCCUUUGCACAUAUCACAGUUUCAGAUAAUACAAGCGCUUGCCAGCUCAUCAGCCCCGUCAUCGUACCAACUGACGAGGACGAAGGGUUUGAUGUGACGCGAUGCCGCAACUAAGCUACUCCACAUACAUGUACUCAUAAAAAGGAUUCUCGGUUUGAUUUCCCGUUUUCGCCUCUGUGUCCUGCGGUCUGAUUAAGUGCAAAAACGCAUACGAAUGCCUAUGGUUACCGAUUCCGUGUGGGGGAGCCUUAAAGCAAAAUGUUUGCAAACAUAUGUUUUUGCUACUAAUUAGAUGUGCAAAAGCUGCACGGGACACGAGGCUAACAACUUUAUCACAACUAUUAAACAAACUACUCACGCUACUAAUAGAUACUCUUUAGACUUAGAAGUGCUACUUUUACCACAUCAGCAUUUUAUCAGAGCCAAGGAAACCGCCAUAGAAUUCCACCAGAAACAAAAAUAAAGCCCCAGCAUCCGAAAUCAAGUUUGGUAAGGUGGCUCGCGUUAGGCCAUCCAGAGCAGCUUGAAAAAAGUACAUUCAUCAUUCGGUUGUUACGAGAGUCCUGAAAUCUCCCGGAAAAAUUUCAAGAAGUUCGCUCCGCUUCCUUGCUUUCAUUUCGUUAUAAAUCAAUCCUGGCCGCCUCUUUCAUUACCUCAGUUCUCUUGCCGAAUUUCCGAAUAAGUGCCAAGUCGUGAUUAGUGCGGGAAAAUUGAUAACAGCCGGUCAUCGAGCUUUAGUAUAUCUAGUUUUUCUAACUGAGUGUGAAAGUAGCUUGGAAACUGGUUAUUUCGCGAGUGAAAAUGUGCGUCGCGACACGGCCGAUAAAUUCUGGGAAAGAAAUUUCGCAAGGAUGGCGCCCGGUACAGAAAUGGAGGCUGCAGGCCGUGGUGCAGUAAAUGGUCAAGAUCGGCUCAUCGCGAGGCCGGCUGGCAACUUGGAUUCAGUGAAUCGAUUUCAGGAGGCGAUGAUUUUAAAAUGGCCGGGCCCCAGAUUCAACGACCAGUUGCAACUGGAUAUAGUGAAAUCGGUGCCCGGACAACGGCGGGAACUCUCCAGUCCGCGUCGUCUAACCCUUACGAGUGCGGUAUCGGCGGAGGUGUCCUGUAUCGCGGCGGGGGUGGAGGCGGCGCUGUUAGCAGCGUUGCCGUGGUGGGGGGCAAUAACGACCGCGGCAAUGGUCAGCAACAGGAGAGUCGAUCAGGCGUUAGUAGCAAUGAUGCACUUAUUGUUUCCGGAUCACAAGUGGAGAUACUCGUCGAUACUGCCUCGAAAAAAUGCAACAAAACGAAAGACGUCGAGCAGGGAAGCAAAAGAGUGCGACAUAAAAAUCGCCCGCUAUUUCGUCGGUUCUUCACUUAUGUAAGGAACGCCUUCUCCGGGGUGAACUUUUCAUCGUCACAUGAUUCUGAAUUAGAAGAACUUGAAGCACCACCAAGAUAUCGUCCGGAUUCACUAAGUGCCCUAUGCCGAGCGACGCGAUUCUCCGAGGCCGAAAUAAAGCGAAUUUAUCGCGGUUUCAAGGCUGAAUGUCCAACGGGUGUGGUCAGAGAAGAUACCUUCAAAAUCAUAUACGCUCAGUUUUUUCCUCAGGGAGGUUCGUGCGCAAAUACAGGCCUUUAUGCACAUUACGUUUUCAACACAUUGGAUCAAGACCAUAGUGGAAUUAUUAGCUUUGAGGAUUUUGUUCAAGGACUCUCAAUACUCUCGCGCGGAUCAAUGGAGGAAAAGUUACGGUGGACUUUCUCACUGUACGAUAUAAACGGCGACGGGUACAUCACGCGAGAGGAAAUGACUGACAUUGUGACUGCCAUAUACGAACUCGUCGGCCGACUUCCUGAUACUUGCCCCGACGAGGAGAAAAUUAAAGAAAAGGUCGAAAGAAUUUUUCAGAAAAUGGACAUCAACCGUGAUGGUGUCGUUACACUUGAUGAAUUUUUAAUGUGCUGUCGAAAUGACGAGGCUAUAUCGCGAUCCAUAGCUGUUUUCGAUACAGCGUUCUGACCAUAUCCUUCCAAUGCAGGCGAACAACUCCCUCUACAUGAGCCACACAAUCAAGUCAACAGCAAUCGCAGCCAUAAUCAGCAACACCCGCAACAAUCGAUGAAUCAGCAAUCAAAUCAAAAGUCCUCCCAAAGAAAUCCAUCCGCGAGUACGAAGCAUCAUCCUCCCCGGGAAGUUCCUGACAGAGACGCAGGAAGGCAAGGUGAUGGAGGAGAAGACGGGUCGCCUGCAAUAUGUCGACAUUGUGCACGUCCUAGAGAUCAACUUAUGGCCCAUCGUUAUAGACAUAAUGUGAACUUAAUGAAUAAUAGACCUACAACUAGCAAGGGUAACAAUUGCAGUAACAGUAGUACUAGUAGAACUCGAUAUGGUGAACAGGUAGCGCCAUCUACGUCAGCCCCUUCAAAUCCUAAUAAACGAUCGAGAAUGCGUCGUCAUGAUUUGAAUUUUAGUGAUAAGUCCGCUAGCAGUGGAAGUAGAAAUCAAAAUAGUCAUAUAGCAGCUAGUGCCGCCACCGGCCUCAAUACUAACUACAGUAAGGGAUGCGGGCGUGCACCAAUAAGUUCUAGUCAACCUUUGUCCAGUGAUCAAUUACAAGUUCCCGAUUCGCCGUCUCUAGUGAGGGUACGAACCUGGUACACAGUAGCCAAACAGGGUGUUUCGUGUUAGCAUAUGUACUACUCAUUUCGGAUAAACGACCACGAUAAACGGAGAAAGGAGAAGGUAGUGGCUUAGAGUGAAAUUGAAAUAAAAGACCUUCGGUCACUGAAACAAAUCUAAAUAAAUCCUCGUUAGAAUUAAACGUAAUAAAGAGAACAUUCUGAUUUCGAACGGAGUUGAAUGGGAUAUCUUCUUUCUUUACUUCGCCUGAUUUUCUGUUGGAGCUGCACAGUAGGAUGUAAACUGCCAACGUUCAUUCCUACAACUAAAUAUGGCUUGUUAUCUGUCAGGUAAUCCCGUGCAUAGUGCUUUCUCUGAGAUACAAACAAGGGAUUCUCUUUUCUUUCUCUCCAAUUCUAAUUUUAAUCUGAAAUUCAACAGAUGAUAUGACAUAAUUCAAAGUUUGAAUGACUAACUUAGCCAUUGCAUCACAACAUAGCUACUACUGUGUAAAUAAAUGAUUCAUUUACAGAUUUUUCAAGACUUUUUGGUAAUAAGCAAAUAUGUACAUAUAUUGAAACUAGACCAAAUUUUCCUUGAUAUGAUUCUAGGAAAGGGUUCUUGGAAAAACAUUUAAAUUCUUAACAGUUGUUAGUUGUCUUGAUAAUGAGAAUCGAAAUUAUUUUUGAACUUAACUAUAUUCCUUGCAAAAUAUAACAUUCAGUCCGAGCUAGCAGACGCUAACAUACCUUUCCUGUCACCAAUGAAUUUAAUCCGCAAGCUUUACUGGAAUCAACGAGCUCAACCUCCAUAUUGACAAAGGAAGCUUUUCCAAUUGAACUCCCUAAUAACUCUGUCCGCUACAUGAUACCAACCCCCAAGCGGAGAAUCUAGAUACAAGUAACGAAUAUAAAUACAGACGUUCAAAGAUGGAAGCUUUCCCGCAUACGCUUUGAAGUUAGGCCCUUUCAACUCCGUUAACUACGCGCACAUACCGAGCUUAUCUAGUUAGAGUUUCACUUGAAGCCACUGCUGGUUCCCGAACUAAGGUAAUUUACUCAACUCAAGAUAUGUGUAUAUGAUUAGACUAUCAUUUCUAUCACAGAAUAGCGGUUAUGUAUCGUUUAAGAGGAGAGAUAUUAAGCAACAUUUUGUAUCAAAGUGUAUUAAAUUUGUCUAUAAUUUUAAGGACGAAAGCAAAUUUUGUUUAUUUUUAUUGAACUUGUUAUCGGAUAGUGUAGUAUCUGAACUCUAGUAAGCGGGGGAAGUUGAUAAAACAUUUUAGUAAACACAACGUAUUGUAAUCGAUCUCGAAGUUUCCCAACAACAGGGAUCUUUGGUAGAUAACGUUUUUCAUUGUAGGAAAAUUCAUUUUUAGUUGUUUAUAUCAUCUUGGUAGCUGUAACAGAAAAAUACAAAAUAUGAAAUAAAUACAAACUUGUUGAACUCGAUAUUAAUUUUUUGUUGAAUUUAAAAAUAAAGAACGAGGCACAGAGCUACAAUUAACUGCUAAUCGGAAUCGAGAAUUUCUUUGUAUGUAGAAUAACUCUGAGUGCUUUUCAAAUAUGUUUGUAUGAACUGCAGAUGUCAAGCUGAAGCGCCAUUUAGGGAAGAGUCGUUUUCUUCUAGCAUUGUUUGUUCCAGUAACAAAAGUGGUUGACUCAGAAUUGGAUUGUCAAAUUCCAUUUGGUUUUGUAAGAUUUCGGCCUAGCUCUAAGCACUGACCGCCCCAGGAAAAUUCAUAUGAAAUUUAAAAUUUGAUAUAAUUUCAUGUGGAAUUAAAUUGGUAAUAUUUGUACUGUUUGACGUUGCAUCUUGAAACGUCACUGCGCUAUAAUUUUCAAAUAGAAUUAAACAACAAAAUGAAUGACAUUCACAAUUAAAUCAAUGACAGAAAACCAUUAGUGUAAGUUCAUAUGCAAGAAGACUAUACACAGGAGGUGAAACUGCCUAGGCAAGCCUUGAAGUUUUCCGGGACAAAAAAUAUAGCGUCCGGUGCGCAUGGCUUUUCCGUCAGGAUCGUAUAUGCGUUCUGCGCUUCAUCAUUGGCAUUGGUUCCCAUUUGUAUGACGGUGUUAGUGCAUCUGACUGCAUUUGAUAUAGAAAUUUUCCGGCUGGGUUCCAAAACCAAUUGUAGAAGGCGGCGAUUUCAAUAAUAUUGCAAUGACACUUUAUCAAUUUCCUAUUGUAUUUAUGUAUGUAUGUUUUGGUUGUUAAUUAUUAUUAUUAUUCUGUUAAGGGAAAGACGCCCCAUUUACUGGUUACAGUGUACUUAUUAAUCAUAAUGUCUCAAGCAAGCCUAUAACCGCCAGGAACUUUAGUAUAUUCCCUACUUCCAGAUAUUUCAACUUUGCAUUUGGUAUUAAGUAUUCUCCCAGAUGCAUCCACCUAAUUUGCACAAGCACCGGACACUCUCCCAGAACGUAUAUAGAGGUUUCAUCAUCCUCCGCACAAAACCUGCAGGCAGUGUCCGUAGAUAUCCCUAGCUUCCCUAGGUGAUAGUUCAGCCGACAAUGACCAGUGAGAAUCCCCACUAUGAUUCGGAGG